AUGACGAAGGAAAAGGCCAUCACGAAACUAACCAAUAAACACACCACCUCCAAGCUCAAAGCCACGCGCAAGAAGAGAGAAACCACAACGCGAGCAUGCGACGCAUGCGCCAUCCGCAAAGUCAAAUGCGACCCGAGCACGCCAUGCCAGCACUGUCUCUCGAACGCGCUAACAUGCACGCGGAACCGAGAGCGCAAGAAGUCGGGGCCCAAGACCUUGACGCGAAAGACGCUCGAGUCGAUUAAUAACCUCAGCGAUGUCAUCGAUCACAACACGCAUGCGGCGGGCGAUGUGCCGCGUGGUGAACUCGCGUUGGGCUUGGGAUCGUCGAAUUCGGCGUACUCCAAGAGUCCUAGCUUUGUCGAGGAGGAGUCGCGGCGGCGGCGGCGGCGGCUGUCGAGUGGGUACGUUUCGUUGACUCCGCCGCUGAGCAAUAGCCAGACGGAUGGUAAUGGUGGAGGUAAUAGUGGGGGGGUGGUGCUGAUGAUGCUGCCGUAUACGAGGCUAGUUUCGCAGCCGGUGGAGUCGAACCAGAGAGGCCAAAGUAGUGAGGUGCAACGUGUGGCUCCAGCAGCAACCACCACAGCUACAACCACCGAGGAGUUCUUGGUGACUCCGUUCCACUUGAUUGAGAAUCUUCGACUUGUCGAGCAAGAGCCGGCGAUUUUGCAACUUUUCAAGCCGCUCACGGUGAAUUCAGUAGUGGCGAAUCUCGCCACGCUCAUCGAUUUCCUAUCGGCCAAUUACCCCAACUCCUCCACCAUUGCUGCCAAUGGUGAAAACCGCCAUUUCAUGGAGAUCAGCUUGAUUGCCCACCACGAAGACUCGUUGUACUUGUCCACUUUGCUCAUCAUCCUAACGUGCAACUUGCUAAUCGCUGAGCUUCUCAUCAAGUUGAAAAAACAGAAAUUCAAAGACUUGCAAAACUACCCUAAGAAGCACCUCAUGUCGCGGCCAUUCAAGAAUUUCAAAAACUUGUGCCAUUUCAAAGUAUUGGAGAUCUUGACCUUGAUUGAAAAGAACUUUAUCGUGCCUCCGAUUAUACCCAAGGUCCGCGCUAACAGUGCACCGAACCCGCAAUUGACGCAUCUAAGUCAGUACCAAGUAUACUACAAUCUAUCGCUAUCGAACAUCCAACUAUGCCAAUACUACCAUAUUUUGAAUUUGACAAACACGCUCAACUUGGCGGAACUGAUGCAAAACUCAUAUGGCAAUGAAGCGCAAGAACACCAGAAAUUGCUAUAUCUCCAUCGCGCGGUGUCGUUUUUCCAGUUGAUCAACGUGAAGCUCGAUGACUCGUUGGUUCCCUUGCGCGAGUUGUACGAGUUGAUCUACUCCAUUGAGCGGUACUACAUUGUGUUUAGCUCCUACAAUUACAAUGUCAACAUUUUCAGAAAUAACGAUGUCACGGUCCAACUCCGCUGCUGCAAAAUUUUGCAAGGCCAAAGCUACAUCUACAAAUUGAUGAAGAUUGUAGACGAGCAAGGUUUGAUGGACUCGAUGUGUCAGAGAUCAAACUUCAACGCUUUGAUUGACUUUGACCACCCGCAAGAUGGAUUCCGCCAGUUGAAAGAUGCAGUGGUGAGCUUGCCUUCAUCGACUGACCCAAUCCACAAACUCAUCUCCAGCAUCCUCCUAUUCAAAUUCCUCCUUGUCAAACCGCUAGAUUUUGCUUCGUCAAAAAGGGAAAUCGUCUCCAUCAUACAUGCAACAAGCACGGUGAUGGACUAUGCCGACUCGGACGUUUUCAAAGUGCAAAUGUCCAAUUACCAGCUUUUGCAACCGCUACUCCAUAUCCUCAAGCUUUUCCUCGAAAUAAAGCAAGUUGAAGCGCAGCGCGAUAUCGCCACCAACAUCCACGAUCAAGAGCUCCUUGUGAGGUACAGCGAGUUGCUCAUUCUCCAUUUCCCCUUUUUCAACAAUAUCAAUAAGUUGAUCCGAGCCCACAAGAUUCUCAACAAUUGGUUCUUGAUUCUUAGCGAGACAACAAAGAGGGAAGAAACGUUGAGUCUGGACCCGGUACCCCAACUGCAAUUGCAACCGCAACAAACCGCAGAACCUAUCCCUACCAUCGCCGCCACUAAUACCACCACCACUACCCCCACCGAUUCAGCCGUUGCUGGGUCAUCGCCGCCACCCGCACACCUACCACCACACGACCAAUUCUAUGCCUCGUUCCCCAGUACAUCAUUCUCCAAUCUUCAACGUAUCCAGUCACAGCAGCGCAUAGCGUCGCAAAUCGACAUCAAUGAGCUCUUGCGCGACUUGCACACUACAAUAGAACCAGCAGAACCGCAAUAUAAACCAGACGACGAAGAAGAAUCCAACGACGAUGAAGAAGAGGAGGAGGAGGAGGAAGAAGAAGAAGAGGAGCAGCAGUAUUUCAGUAUUGUGCCUAAGAGGGAACAUGGGCAUAAGUUUGCAAAUUUGACUAGUGCGCCGCUAUCUCAGCCGGUAUUGAUGCCUCAGCAACAACCACAACCACAGCAGCAGCAAGGGGCUCAUGGUGCAAGUAAUGCAAAUUUGGCUAUGAGCCAAAGUUUUCUAAAUUUGUUGAACACAGUUAGCUCAUUCGAUAAUAUCAUGCAUCAGAACUGA
This is a messenger RNA of Lodderomyces beijingensis, 2598 nucleotides long. The record is from the annotation of a GenBank genome assembly. NCBI's taxonomy places the organism in Eukaryota, Fungi, Ascomycota, Pichiomycetes, Serinales, Debaryomycetaceae.